Molecule: messenger RNA, 450 nt
Organism: Linum tenue
Lineage: Eukaryota; Viridiplantae; Streptophyta; Magnoliopsida; Malpighiales; Linaceae
Source: the annotation of a GenBank genome assembly
AUGGAGAAGCAACGGUGGAGAGGUGAAUGGCGUUCAACCCUUAUAGUCAAAGUGUUGGGACGUACUUUCCCCUUCCCAAUCAUCGCAUGCCGCCUCCAAAGCACCUGGGGAAAAUGCGUCAUGAUGAAAAUCUCUAGCUUAACCUAUAGUUUCUAUGUCGUUAAGUUCACGAGUCAUUUUGAUUAUGAGAAAGCGGCUUCAGGACGGCCUUGGCGAGUAAGGGAUUAUUACCUUACGUUUAGGCCGUGGCGAAAGAACUUCAAUCCCAAACUUGCAGUAGUAUCCUCAACAAUGGUAUGUCCAAAACUACCUGGGAUUCCCCUCAAAUUCAACAACAGUGAUGUCGUGAAACGUAUUGUGUCAUAUAUCCGUAGGCCUAUCAAUGUUGAUGGGCAAAGCAGAACGGAUAUCGCGGGCAAUAUACCCGUAUUUGUGUGGAGGUUGAUCUAA